AUGAAUCUAAGCCAACCAUGGACCGCAGAGUCUCUCAGCUUCUGUUAUGAAUAUCUGAACAACUCAUGUGUGAAGACUGUCUACUCUCCUGUCAUACGAGCUCCUCUCUACCUCCUGUUUGCUAUAACCAUCAUUCUUAUAGUAUGCGGAAACCUGUUGGUCAUAUUCACAAUCUCCUGUUUCCAGCAGCUACACACACCCACCAACUACCUGAUCAUCUCAAUGGCCAUAGCUGACCUGCUUCUGGGUGGGUUUGUUAUGCCUCCCAGCAUGGUGCGGUCUUUGGAGACGUGCUGGUACUUUGGAGAUUUUUUCUGCAAAUUUCACUCCAGCACUGAUUUUACCCUGUGCAAUGCCUCUGUGUUGCAUCUCACAUUCAUCUCAAUUGAUCGCUACUAUGCGGUGUGUCAGCCACUGCAAUACUACAACAAAAUCACCACACGUGUGAGCAUUGCCAUGAUCGUGGCCAGCUGGAGCUUCUCGGCCCUCUUUGGCUUUGGCAUUACAUUCUCUGGGCUCAAAAUUGAAAACGAACAAACCGAGGAGGGUCGUGUUAGUUGCAAGGGAGGAUGUUUAGCACUACAUGGAAGAGAAAUUGGAGUGACAUAUUCAGUUGUCUUUUUUUUCAUCCCCAUGUUUGUAAUUGUCAGCAUUUACAGUCACAUUUUUGUUAUAGCACAGAAACAUACUCGUGUUAUUAAUCACUACCCCCCAAACUCAUCACUUAGAACAAAGGAUCUGAAAGCCACUAAGACACUUGCUAUUGUCAUUGGAGUUUUCAUGUGCUGUUGGACACCUUUUUUCAUGUGUAACAUCAUAGACCCUGUUGUUAACCAUUCAAUACCUGAACUGUUAUAUGAGGUUCUAAUGUGGGUGGCGUAUUUGAACGCAGUGUUUAACCCUUUGAUAUAUGCUUUAUUUUACAGCUGGUUCAGAGAAAAAUCCAAAGUUCUACUCAGCAAACUGAAUAAACUGUGUUAG
Molecule: messenger RNA, 981 nt
Organism: Myxocyprinus asiaticus (Chinese sucker)
Lineage: Eukaryota; Metazoa; Chordata; Actinopteri; Cypriniformes; Catostomidae
Gene: taar11
Product: trace amine-associated receptor 11
Exons: 1
Coding region: 1-981 (326 amino acids)
Biological process (GO): G protein-coupled receptor signaling pathway
Cellular component (GO): membrane
Molecular function (GO): trace-amine receptor activity
Source: RefSeq, a predicted model, not a curated record